Molecule: messenger RNA, 837 nt
Organism: Brassicogethes aeneus
Lineage: Eukaryota; Metazoa; Arthropoda; Insecta; Coleoptera; Nitidulidae
Source: the annotation of a GenBank genome assembly
CGCGAUCCCACUACUGCACGACGCGGAGACUUUUGGCUGCUGGGUUUCCCCUCUGGCCCGGUUCGCCUCUCCUUGGCCAACCUGGCCGUUCCGGACUCCUCCGGUACGUCCAUAUUGACGCCGAGCUUAGUGCGGACAUCCGGUCGACGUGAAACGCUCCGCACCAGGACUCCCGAUCUCAAACCAUCCACUGAACCCGACCUCCAAGCAGCUUGGAUUACAGAAGGCGCCACGCUCCCAUUAUUAGGAAUAGUCACUCUCAUAGCAACCACUCAGGCUGGAUUAUUACCAGGUCCGGCAAUAUCAGCUCAUGGUCUAGCUCUAGGUCCAGCUUUGGGACCGGCUUUGGCACCAGCUUAUGGUCAUUUGGGACCAUACGGACCAUACGGACCUGCUCUUAGCCCAUAUGGAUUACCUGGACCUGCAAUUUUGAAAGCACCAAUAGCUCCUGUGGUUAAGACAGUACCAUCCGUUGAUUAUGUUGCAUAUCCAAAAUACGAAUUUAAAUACGGAGUAGCAGAUGGGCACACUGGCGACCAAAAGACCCAAUCAGAAGUCCGAGAUGGUGACGUCGUCAAAGGUUCCUACUCUCUGGUGGAACCUGAUGGUACCGUUAGAACAGUAACGUAUACCGCAGAUGAUCAUAACGGAUUUAACGCUGUCGUUACCAGAGCUGGACAUGCAUCGCAUCCUACUGUGGUGGCGCCUAAAGUAUUAGCGGCUCCUGCAAUAGCACAUGGUCCUGUUUUGGCCGGUCCUGCAAUAUCUCAUGGAUUAGGAUAUGGGGCACCUCUUGGUCUUGGUCCUCUAGGCUACGGAGGUUACCUUAAAGGAUAA